AUGAAGGCGUUUUUGUUUAUGCUGUUCGCGCUUUUUGCCAUUGCAUACGUUAAUAACGCACCCGCCCCUUGCAAUAACCGUCCUGAUCCAGUAAACGUUGUGGACAACAACCGUCCUGAUGCAGUUCUCGUAGCGGAUAACAAUCGUCCUGAUGGAGUUCUCGUAGUGGACAACAACCGGCCUGAUGGAGUACUUGUCGUAGACAACAAUCAGGCUGGUGGUCAAAAUCCCAUUCCACAAGAAUGGCUCCGUGGGGGAAAGUAG
Molecule: messenger RNA, 264 nt
Organism: Arctia plantaginis
Lineage: Eukaryota; Metazoa; Arthropoda; Insecta; Lepidoptera; Erebidae
Source: the annotation of a GenBank genome assembly